CAAAGGCCAGAGCUUCUUCUCUUUAUCUUCUUCCUACUUGGAAAAUUUUCUCCUGUCUUCCUCACAUCUCUGUCGCCGGCGCUUUCCUCCUUCAUUCUCAGAACCUUCUCUCCGGCGACUGGUUUUUGACUUUCUUUUCUCAAUCAACCGUUCUUUCCAUUUGCGUCUUCUGGUGUAUAAGAUACUUAGCUAAAUUCUUGUUUCGAAUUUCAAGAUACCCACCGGAUUUGCACUCGUCGCCGCCGGGAGACAGGACGGAGAGAAUAAGCUGCCGAUGAACCCGAAUCAGCCGCAAGCGCCGGCGGCGGACCGGACCCGUCAGCGGCGCAGACCCGACUUGACCCUCCCUCUACCCCAGCGCGACCCGAGAUUAGCCGUCCCUCUGCCGCUCCCACCCACCUCCGCACCUUCCUCCGCAUCUUCAGCUCAGUCCCGUUCUUCCCUCCCGGCGACGGCGCCCCUCAAUUUCUCCGAGCUGGAGCGGAUCAACCGGGUGGGGAGUGGGAUCGGCGGGACGGUGUACAAGGUCCUCCACCGGCCCAGCGGCAGGAUUUAUGCUCUGAAGGUGAUCCACGGCCACCACGAGGACGCCGUCCGCCUCCAGAUGUGCCGGGAGAUCGAGAUCCUCCGGGACGUCAACGACCCCAACAUCGUCAAGUGUCACGACAUGUCCGAUCACGACGGCGAAAUCCAGGUCCUCCUGGAGUUCAUGGACAAGGGCUCCCUCGAGGGGACCCACAUCUCCAACGAACCCAUGCUCGCCCAUCUCACCCGUCAGAUUCUCUCCGGCCUCGAUUACCUCCACCGCCGGAAAAUCGUUCACCGGGACAUCAAGCCAUCCAAUCUGCUCACCAAUUCCCAGCGCGUGGUGAAGAUAGCCGAUUUCGGGGUCUCCAGAAUCCUAGCGGCCACCAUGGACUGCAACUCCUCCGUCGGCACCAUCGCCUACAUGAGCCCGGAGAGGAUCAACUCCGAUCUGAACCAUGGGCAAUACAACGGGUUCGCCGGAGACAUCUGGAGCCUCGGCGUCAGCAUCUUGGAGUUUUACCUGGGCAGAUUCCCUUUCAACGGCGGGAGGCAGGGGGACUGGGCCACCUUGAUGUGCGCCAUUUGUAUGUCGGACCCGCCGGAGGCGCCGCCGACUGCUUCACAGGAGUUCAAGAACUUCAUCGACUGCUGUCUGCAGAGGGACCCUUCGCGGCGGUGGACGGCGGCGAAGCUGCUCCGCCACCCAUUCAUCCUGCAGCACUGUUCCGGGACAGGGAACAACAAUCUCAGCAGCAUUCCCAGCCAGGUUCAUCAGACCUACCAGUUGCUGCCUCCUCCCCGUCCCCAUUUCUCUUCCUGAUCUCAAGAAAUUUUCCACUUCUGUCUCUUCAAGAAUUCUUGUUUUCAUUUCUGUACUAUAUUUCUUUCUUCUUUUUCCGGAAAUUAAAUGAUUAUUAGGCCAUUUAAUGGUUAUUGGAGAUUUGGGUAAUCACAGAUUUAUGUUAAGAUCGAAAUUUCCAUUCCCAAUCAAUCAUUCAAUCGACAUUUCUCCAUUGUUGUCAUCAUCAUAUGGCCCAAAGAAGGAAACUGGGAAAAUCAGUGUUUCAAGCUUACCCCCAUCUUCUUUAGGGUAAAUUUCUGUUUUAAAAAUUGAAUCUUUACCAUUUAUGAACUGUUCUUUUCCUGUAUCU
Messenger RNA from Cuscuta campestris, 1679 nucleotides. The record is from the annotation of a GenBank genome assembly. Lineage: Eukaryota; Viridiplantae; Streptophyta; Magnoliopsida; Solanales; Convolvulaceae.